UUGGCCUUAAGAAAAGAAAGCAACAGAGACGCCGCCGAGAGAGGAGAGGUGCAGGAAAUCAGAGGAGGAAGAGACACCGCCGAGAGGAGAGGGGCAGGAAGUCAGAGGAGGAAGAGACGCCGCCGAGAGAGGAGAGGUGCAGGAAAUCAGAGGAGGAAGAGACACCGCCGAGAGAGGAGAGGUGCAGGAAAUCAGAGGAGGAAGAGACACCGCCGAGAGAGGAGAGGUGCAGGAAGUGAGAGGAGGAAGAGACACCGCCGAGAGAGGAGAGGUGCAGGAAGUGAGAGGAGGAAGAGACACCGCCGAGAGAGGAGAGGUGCAGGAAGUGAGAGGAGGAAGAGACACCGCCGAGAGAGGAGAGGUGCAGGAAGUGAGAGGAGGAAGAGACACCGCCGAGAGAGGAGAGGUGCAGGAAGUGAGAGGAGGAAGAGACACCGCCGAGAGAGGAGAGGUGCAGGAAAUCAGAGGAGGAAGAGACACCGCCGAGAGAGGAGAGGUGCAGGAAAUCAGAGGAGGAAGAGACACCGCCGAGAGAGGAGAGGUGCAAGAAGUGAGAGGAGGAAGAGACACCGCCGAGAGAGGAGAGGUGCAGGAAGUGAGAGGAGGAAGAGACACCGCCGAGAGAGGAGAGGUGCAGGAAAUCAGAGGAGGAAGAGACACCGCCGAGAGAGGAGAGGUGCAGGAAGUGAGAGGAGGAAGAGACACCGCCGAGAGAGGAGAGGUGCAGGAAGUGAGAGGAGGAAGAGACACCGCCGAGAGAGGAGAGGUGCAGGAAGUGAGAGGAGGAAGAGACACCGCCGAGAGAGGAGAGGUGCAGGAAGUGAGAGGAGGAAGAGACACCGUCGAGAGAGGAGAGGUGCAGGAAAUCAGAGGAGGAAGAGACGCCGCCGAGAGAGGAGAGGUGCAGGAAGUGAGAGGAGGAAGAGACGCCGCCGAGAGAGGAGAGGGGCAGGAAGUGAGAGGAGGAAGAGACGCAGUCAAGAGAGGAGAGGUGCACGAAGUGAGAGGAGUAAGAGACGCUGCCGAGAGCGGAGAGGGGCAGGAAGUGAGAGGAGGAAGAGACGCCGCCGAGAGAGGAGAGGUGCAGGAAGUGAGAGGAGGAAGAGACGCGGCCGAGAGAGGAGAGGGGCAGGAAGUGAGAGGAGGAAGAGACGCCGCCGAGAGAGGAGAGGUGCAGGAAGUGAGAGGAGGAAGAGACGCGGCCGAGAGAGGAGAGGUGCAGGAAGUGAGAGGAGGAAGAGACGCCACCGAGAGAGGAGAGGGGCAGGAAGUGAGAGGAGGAAGAGACGCAGUCAAGAGAGGAGAGGUGCACGAAGUGAGAGGAGUAAGAGACGCUGCCGAGAGCGGAGAGGGGCAGGAAGUGAGAGGAGGAAGAGACGCCGCCGAGAGAGGAGAGGGGCAGGAAGUGAGAGGAGGAAGAGACGCCGCCGAGAGAGGAGAGGUGCAGGAAGUGAGAGGAGGAAGAGACGCGGCCGAGAGAGGAGAGGGGCAGGAAGUGAGAGGAGGAAGAGACGCGGCCGAGAGAGGAGAGGUGCAGGAAGUGAGAGGAGGAAGAGACGCUGCCGAGAGAGGAGAGGGGCAGGAAGUCAGAGGAGGAAGAGAUGCCGCCGAGAGAGGAGAGGUGCAGGAAGUGAGAGGAGGAAGAGACGCCGCCGAGAGAGGAGAGGGGCAGGAAGUGAGAGGAGGAAGAGACGCCGCCGAGAGAGGAGAGGGGCAGGAAGUGAGAGGAGGAAGAGACGCCGCCGAGAGAGGAGAGGGGCAGGAAGUGAGAGGAGGAAGAGACGCCGCCGAGAGAGGAGAGGUGCAGGAAGUGAGAGGAGGAAGAGACGCCGCCGAGAGAGGAGAGGUGCAGGAAGUGAGAGGAGGAAGAGACGCUGCCCAGAGAGGAGAGGUGCAGGAAGUGAGAGGAGGAAGAGACGCCGCCGAGAGAGGAGAGGGGCAGGAAGUGAGAGGAGGAAGAGAUGCCGUCGAGAGCGGAGAGGGGCAGGAAGUGAGAGGAGGAAGAGAUGCCGUCGAGAGCGGAGAGGGGCAGGAAGUGAGAGGAGGAAGAGAGAUGCUGCAGAGAGGAGAAUUAGACCGGGAGGCCCUGAUGAGGCAGAUCCUUUGUAUUUACAGACUUCCUCUACACGGCUGGAAUAUGUGACACACUAAUGGGAUUCAUUAAGGACGGCCGCACUUCUGAU
Bufo bufo (common toad) is the source of this 2183-nucleotide messenger RNA. RefSeq names its product apical junction molecule-like. NCBI's taxonomy places the organism in Eukaryota, Metazoa, Chordata, Amphibia, Anura, Bufonidae. The record is from RefSeq and is a predicted model, not a curated record. The annotation marks the transcript as partial. The transcript is spliced from 2 exons.